Messenger RNA from Diaporthe citri, 2328 nucleotides. RefSeq lists its product as uncharacterized. Lineage: Eukaryota; Fungi; Ascomycota; Sordariomycetes; Diaporthales; Diaporthaceae. The coding region runs from base 1 to 2328 and encodes 775 amino acids. Gene Ontology annotation, molecular function: FAD binding. The transcript has 5 exons. The record is from RefSeq and is a predicted model, not a curated record.
AUGGGUUUCAGGGUAGUCAUCGCUGGUGGCAGCGUUUCUGGCCUAACUCUGGCGAAUGCGCUAGAGAAGUUUAACAUCGACUACAUCCUGCUCGAAGCGUACCCCUCCAUCGCGCCUCAGGUUGGGGCAAGCAUUGGUAUGCUGCCCAAUGGCUUACGAAUUCUCGAUCAACUGGGAUGUUACGAGCCCGUGCGAAAUAUUUCCAACGAAUUCUACCUCAAGUCCUGUAUUAAUGGACCGGAUGGCAAGCCUCGCUCAAAGGGCUCCACCGCCGCAAUCCACCACAUGGAAAAGCGUAUCGGUUAUCCCUCCAUCUUUAUCGAUAGACAGAUGCUGCUUCAAGCUCUGUACGACAACUUGUUGCACAAGGACAGAGUUCUUACUAAGAAGAGAGUCACUAAAGUUGAUAUUGUCGAGGGAGGCGUUCAAGUUUUCACCGAAGACGGUGACUCGUUUGAGGGUGAUAUAAUAGUUGGCGCAGACGGCAUUCACAGCACUGUCCGAGACGAGAUGUGGCGCAUCGGACACCAACUGAGCCCGGGCUAUUUUCCACCUGACGAGCACUCAAGAGUCCCCGUCAGCACCAAGUGCAUUUUUGGAAUUUCCAAGCGGCCCAAGGGCAUGCCCGACCUAAGCCAACAGACAUGCGUGUACGCUGGACGAAGUUAUCUCAUCAUUCAUGCGCCAAUGAACCGCACGUAUUGGUUCUUGUUCAAGGCAGUCGAGAAGACCCUCCGUGGCAAGGACAUCCCGAAGUAUUCCAAGGAGCAAAUGGAAGACUUGGCACAAGAACAUGUUGACGAUAAGAUCUGUGAAGACGUCACAUUUGGCGCUCUCUACAGCAACCGCAUGAUGUCGACGUUGGUUCCCCUGGAGGAGUAUGUUUUUGAGAAAUGGCAUUACAAGCGGAUCGUCACCAUUGGAGAUGCUAGCCACAAGAUCGAUCCCUUGUCAGGCCAAGGAGGCAAUGGCGCCAUCGAGGCUGCGGCGCUCCUAGUCAACGCUCUCACCGACAUGCUCGAGAAGAAUCCCAAGCCAUCUGAAACAGAAGUCGAAUCCGCCCUGGCCCAAGUCCAUAUCAACCGCCACAAAAGAGCAGUGGAUCUCGUGUCACAGGCUCAUAAACUUCAGCUGAUUGCGACCGGCAGAUCUCCUGUCUCCAACCUCGUCACUGAUCACUUGAUGCCUCUUUUAGGCCCAGAAACCUUCCUCAAGAUUGUGACCCCCAUCGCAGCGGCUAGCCACCGCAUCAAAAGGCUUCCGAUGCCUAAGCGGUUCAGAAUCGUGCCUUUCAACGACGAGCUACCGGCGCAGCCUAUCACAAACAAAGCGGCGUACUGGGCGCCAUGGAUCGUGACUGUUGGCUCUCUGGCAGUAUUGCUGCAUCAAACUGCUCAGCCAUCGACUUGCACUGCGAUCGCCGAUUCUUUCAUGGCUCUCCAAGCGCUCCUACCCAGCCCUCAAGAUGGCCUUCAUGCAUCUCGCAAGUUGGUCGCAUCCGUCAUCAGUGCCGAGAACAACGUCGAGACUAUCCGACUUCAGGCCAACCUCUUCACCACCCUAGCUCUUUGGCUUGUCGAGGGCAAUCGCCACGGCAACCAGCUGGCUGUCAUCACCUGGCCCUCAGCAUGCGUCGUAGCCUAUACCGUCUUCGGCCCCAAAGCUCUGCUGCCCUCCCUGGGCCUCUCCACCCUCCUCCUCGGCUCCGGCAACAUUCCCGCUCGCCAUGUCCCGACCAACGUCGCAAAAUCCAUCCUUCCCGCCGUCCUCGCAGGCUAUGGCAUCCCGACCCUACUCGCUUCGCUACCAAUUCAUAACCCUCUGCUCCGACAGAGCGCCACCAUCGCCUGCAACUUUUCCCCGCUCAUCACCACUUGCUUGUCUAGAGUCUUUCCAUCCACCAUCCAGGCUAUCAAGAACCUCAUCAGCCCGCCCAAGCCCGGGGUCGAGAUCAGGGAAGAGGAUAAGGAAGCUUUCCACGACAUGUACAAGAAGACAGACGUCGCUCCGCUCAAAAGAACGUAUGCUUUCGCCGCCGGUAUCAGUGCCGUCGUGCACGUUGCCACUGCGCUUUAUAGCAUUGGCGAGACGCCCGCCGUUGGCUCAGGCGGGCUCUUUUCUGGAAGCAGCGCUCUGCUCGGCCUUACCUCGGCCGCUCUGUCCACAUACUUCACGUACGACAUGCGGUACCGCGGAUUCCUCACAACCAAGCAGUCAUUAGCGGCGGGAGCGGUCAACUUUGUCAACAAUAUCCUCCUCGGACCCGGUGCUGCUAUGUCGGUGUUCUUCUACUUCCGGGAACACGUUGUAUCUAACCUUGGCGACUGA